CCUUUGCUGAAAAUUGCAGAACUUCAGAACAAGACCUAGACACAGCUUCCAGUAGAGGGCUCUAGUGUCUGGGAAGUAACUGAACAAGAAAAGUACAAUCAAACUCAGGUGCUGGUCCUCUGAAGAACAUCUCUGCAAUUUUAAGAAAAUCAUUCCAUAAGUUAUCAGAGCGCCAAGAGUGUCAAAGAGUAAAGAAAUAAUGCUUUCUGUAAAGAGCAUCAAUUUCCUCAAAAAGCCGAAUGAAGCCAACAGACUCUCUCAUCACACAGAAAAGUAUGUCACCGAAGACCUGCCUGUCCGCAGAGGGAACAACUUUCAGAUAAAAAUAGAGUGUAAUCUAUCCUUUGAUGUAAAGACAGACCAUUUCCAGCUGGAAUUUGUCCAUGAAAGCAAAAAUCCUGCAUUGAAAACAGAACGUCCCAUUGUUGUUUAUAUAAAAGAGCAGCUUGAUAAAAAAAACUGGGGUGCGAUGGUUGUGGGUUCAUCUGGAAACUAUGUGACACUUUCUGUUUAUUCCCCACCCAAUGCUCCCAUUGGAAAAUUUAUACUGAGAGUAAAAUCAAAACGGUCUCCAGGAGACUUCUCAACUUAUUCUGACCCUAAAACUCAUAUUUGUAUUCUUUUCAAUCCCUGGUGUCCAGAUGACACUGUCUUCAUGAACAAUGAGCAAUGGCGACAGGAAUACGUGCUGAAUGAGUUCGGAAUAAUAUAUCGUGGAUCAGUUAAUCAGAAUAGUAGCAUGAAAUGGAGUUACGCUCAGUUCGCAAAGUCCAUUAUGGAUGCCUGUUAUUACACUGUUGAUAGAGCAGGCCUAACUCUCUCUGAACGUAAAGAUCCUGUUGUUGUAGCACGGAAAAUGUCUGCUAUGGUAAAUGCAUUAGAUGAUGAAGGGAUUUUAGUCGGAAACUGGUCCUCUGACUACAGCGGUGGGACUCCCCCCACUCUCUGGAUUGGGAGUGAAGCGAUCCUUCUCCAGUACUAUAAGACUGGGCGUCCUGUCAGAUAUGCGCAGUGCUGGGUCUUUGCAGCUGUUGUUACCACAAUACUUCGUAGUCUGGGAAUACUAUGUCGCACAAUCACGAACUUUCCAUCAGCCCAUGACACAGAGAAGAAUCUGACAAUCGAUGUGUAUCUGGAUGAGGAGUUUAAGCCUCUAUCAGAAAUGAACAACGACAGCAUAUGGAACUUCCAUGUCUGGAAUGAAAUUUGGAUAUGUAGACCUGACCUGCCUGCUGGGUUUAACGAGUGGCAGGCAAUUGACGCAACUCCCCAGGAAAAAAGUGAUGGUAUCUAUUGCUGUGGUCCAGCUCCUGUGAAAGCAAUCAAGGAAGGCAAGAUUGAUAUACUUUAUGACUCAGAUUUUAUCUGUUCUGAGGUAAACAUUGACAAGGUUUACAAACAAAAGCAGAAAAAUGGAACAUUUUCAUCAGUAUACGUCGAACGCAAUGUGGCUGGAAUUAAGAUCCUCACUAAAGCUGUUGGCUCUAAUGGCACACAAGACCUUACUAACCAAUAUAAGUACCCUAAAGAUUCUAAAGAAGGAAUGUCUGCAAUUGCAAGUGCCACCCACAGAUUGGUACAACCCAGACCGGCCACUGAAAGUACCAUACCAAACAGUGUGGAGAUCACAGCAUGUACAGAUGGCACUACAGAUAUUGGAUCCCCUAUUUCAUUCCACGUCAAACUCCAUAACAAAAGUCAGGAGCAGUACACUGGGAUACUGCACAUCCAUGCAUCUAUGAUGCAGUACAAUGGAGCAAUACAAGACCCCUUCAGGAUAGAUGAGAACAAGGAAGUUGUCUUGGAGGCUUCACAAGAAACAGACAUAGAAAUGGCGAUUGAAUAUGAAGAGUACCGCGAUUACCUGACGGAGCAGGCCUGCAUGAUGUUUACUGUUGGUGGACAAGUCUUAGAGACCAGGCAACCUCUUGUCCUCCAGAGCACCCUUAGUCUUCGCAAGCCUGGACUAGUAAUCAAAACCGUUGGUGUGGUAGCUGUGGGAAAAGAAUCAAAAGCUGAAUUUAUCUUCAAGAAUAAUUUUCCAUUCUGUCUUACUGAUGUCCUCAUAAGAAUCGCUGGUCCAGGACUAUUUCUACCCAUUGUGCUAAAUGUUGGAACUAUUGGCGAGGAGUCAAACAGUGUGACUGGGUAUACGUUCAUCCCAACACAAGCUGGGCCACGGAAGCUGCUUGCUAGUCUACACAGCAAUGAACUUACAGAUGUGACAGGAUCUGUUGAUAUUGAUGUUGUACCAUAGAUGUACUUAACGUUUAACUCUCACUUAACAGUCCUUCUUAUGAUGAUCUGUAAAUGAAAGUUGUAAUUUUUUAUUUUAGGUCUUAAAUAAUGCAAUUUCUACCAAAUACUGUCUUUUUAAAAUGUAUUGUCUUUUUUAUUCAUUGUUUUGAGGUUUCCUGCUGUACUGUGAUUAUUUUUCAGAAGCGUUUUAUUUUGAAAUAAAUAAAAUAAACUCAUUUAAUAAG
Messenger RNA from Protopterus annectens (West African lungfish), 2483 nucleotides. RefSeq names its product protein-glutamine gamma-glutamyltransferase K-like. The record is from RefSeq and is a predicted model, not a curated record. Bases 200 to 2257 code for a protein of 685 amino acids. The transcript has 14 exons. Lineage: Eukaryota; Metazoa; Chordata; Ceratodontiformes; Protopteridae. Gene Ontology annotation, molecular function: protein-glutamine gamma-glutamyltransferase activity. Gene Ontology annotation, biological process: peptide cross-linking.